GGGGAGAGUAGAAGAGCGUGCCUCGAUACGGAUACCAUGCAACUUGCAAGUACCUAGCACGAGAAAGACGGCGGCAGACAAGAGACAAGGGGUCGAGGAGACCAGGGUGUAUGUUCCAUGCCCAUGCAUAUGGUGGUUGGCGAGCUAAACUACGGUCCCGAGGGUGAGCUAGGCGUGCUAGGGAGACCUAGGGACCACGAGGAUUACGAGGGCGCGGACCAUGUUGGGAUAUUGCAUACGAUGGCGUUCGUUGGCAAGGGAGAGAAGCGUAGCCUGCGUAUUGUCUAUGCCCACUACGGAAUUCCACGCGUGCGGGAGACGGCCUUCACUCCGGCACAUGAUGGAUCACCCCAUGCAGCAUGAGGCACGCCGCACGGCGGUUUCUCAGCUAGGUACUGGCGAGCAGCAGGGUGAAGGGAUCUGGAUGGGGAAGAGGUUGGUUGGCGUUUGUAAUGAUGAACCAUGGUCCAUGGGUCAAGCGUCCGUCUCCCGGCAUGUCCAAGUGCGGCAAAGUGAGAUGCGAUAUGAGGCGGGAUCCAAGUUAACGCACAGCAUAUCGAAUCCACUGGGAGUCGCCGGCCGAACACCCUCUUGUCUCCAUGAGUGAACUUCAUUUCGGGUUGGUAUGCUUGGAGACUAAGACGGUGGGCUCAUUUUGGUUGCACAAAACGUGUCACACGGCUCCAUCUCUCUUGUCUUGGUAUCUGUAUACUGUGGUUUCGAGCGUGGUGCAGGUUGCGCUGUGGCAGACCAGAAUAGGAAACGGUGAAACGAAUGGCAGGAAAUAGACCCGUCGAAAAACGACCCUCGAUGACUCUAUCAUGGGCGGCCUUUGUCGCGAUGCAAUGUUGAAUGGCUCCGUCGCAGGGUGGCGAUAGCUGUGUUGUUGCGCUGUCGGAGCAGUGUAAGAAAUGGAUGGAUUUGAGGCCAAGAACGAGCAGAUUGGAACGCUAGGAAUAGCAACGGGGGUUCGAUUGCGGCGAUAGUGUGCACUUAGUCAGGGCCGCAAAAAAGGG
This is a messenger RNA of Colletotrichum godetiae, 1016 nucleotides long. RefSeq lists its product as uncharacterized. The record is from RefSeq and is a predicted model, not a curated record. Lineage: Eukaryota; Fungi; Ascomycota; Sordariomycetes; Glomerellales; Glomerellaceae. The annotation marks the transcript as partial. The transcript is spliced from 2 exons.